UUAAAGAUGAACUAUGGUGGUUUUGAUGAAGAGUUUGCUUAUACUCCAGGAGAAUUGAAGAAGAAAAAGAACCCUCAACAGUUAUGGCUGGGCCAUAAUUAUGUUAACAUUAAUCCAGCAAACCAAGAAGAAGAUGAAGGAAUGAUAGAUGUUAGGAAUUACUAUGAAUUUGAGACUCCCCUCCCUAACCCAAAAAUUCGCAAGCAUAAAGCUCAAUUAUAUUCCUUCCAAAAGAAGCCUCCUUUAAACCAUAAUAACCAUAAAUAAGAUUAAAUCAAUGGCACAAGAAUACACUAACUCUAUUGUAAGAUUCAAGAAGCGAUGUCGAAGGUCUUCAAAAGUUAAAUUCCCAGCUAAGCUGAUUAGGUCCUACGAGAAAAAAAUUAUAUCAAAGUAUUCGAGAAAUCUGGGCACCACAUUUUCAAAAUCAAAUUCAGAUCUUGAAGCUUCCCUUGAUUACUGCAGAAAUAACUUAUAUACAUAUUUGGUUGAAGCAAAUGAGCUUAAUCAAGAGCAAAUAGACAAUGAGUCUUCAGAAGAAUUUUUAUCUAGAGACUCUCUUGGAGAUCAACUCCAUGAGGCUCAAGAUUCUCAUGAAGGCCAGAAUCGCAAUGAUCUCAAUGGUUAUCUUGAGCAUACCACACUAAAACCUCAAAAUAGAAAGAAAGAGUCAAAUCUAAGUCAUGCUAGUGACAAUCCUAAAAAUAAUACACAAGGAUAUCACUUUAAAAACCAAUACAGUCGAACAAUUCCUGCGAAGAAAGCAAAAGUUAUUAAUUUGAGUAAAUAACAAGAGUUCAUCAAAUAAGAGCCCCACCAAUAAGGGAGCCAGCAUAUUGUCUAAAUAACGUCGACCUUCAGAACUCUAAAAUUGCGAAAUAAAACAGAGAAAUCUAGCACUAUGAUUAAUCCAGAUAAUUCCACUUUACAAAAAAGCCAUAUUUCCGAUGCUCAAAAGAUCCUAUCGACUGGGAAGAAGCUGAUUACUGAUCUGAAGGGAAACAAUAAAUCGCUGAAUGGUGAGAAACUGGAAAUGAUAAAUAAUAAAUUUCAGCAACUAUAUGCAGCUUAUAAGAACUCUAAGAAACAGCCUCAAAGCAAUCAUUCCUCAAAAUCGAGAAAGUCCCAGAAGACCCGAACCAAUGAAUCUAAAAUUCAGGACUCUAAUAAUGUGAGUAAGAUAAAGAAAGGGCAUAUUCGAAGGUAUUCUAAAAGGCAAUCAAGAGAAGCCAUUCAGCUAUUCUUGUUCAAAAAGAGAAUGAAUUUACAAUCAUCAAACAAAAGCACCAAUUCAAAUGGGAAGAUCCUUGAGAGCUCCAUGCUAUCAGGAUCCUCAUUUGUUCAAACUAGUAGUACUCCAAAUGUUGAACAACGAGAGGAUCAAACUGAAUAUUCUGAAUAUUCCACUUCUCAAAUUCCUAUAAGUAAAGUCCGAAGCACGCCAGUGGAAAGUUGGAGAAAGUCUCAGGCCCAUAAAAAGAACACCCGCUUCAUUCUCAGUGAUAACCAAAAUAGGAUGGAUAUCUCUGAGAGUAUGAACUCCCAAAGUCCUUCCAAUAGAAGAGAAAUGAACACUAUUCAAGUUGAUAGAUUGAAGACCCGUGAUGCUCAGCAUGCUUUUAAGAUGAAACCACCUAUAAGUAGCUCUUUCCAGGAGGAUAAGAUGAAUACUGAGAAACACAAAUUGUCUCUUUCAAGCUCUCUGUCAAAACCUUUUGAAUAUCAUGAAAGGAACAGAAGGCCUAGCUCCAAUGUUUCAAAUAAUCUUGUAGGAAAUUCCUCAUUUGUUCCUCUUCCAAAGCCGGGAGUUCUUCGUACAAAGUCAAUCUUAAAAGUUCGGACCAGCGACAACUUGGAUAAGUCAACCGGAGAUCAGCACUCUUUCUCGAACAAGUACCAAUUUAAUAGCUUCCCAAAUAAGAAAUCAAGUGAGGGCAAAAAGAGCAGACAAGCUCCUCAAUUUGGAUUUAAUUCAAACCUACAAAGAGCCAAGACCAAAAUGAGGAGACUUGAGACCCAAUCAAAAAUUACUGAGGAGGAAGAUGGAAGCUCCGAGGAAUUUAGCAUUUAAAAUG
This is a messenger RNA of Moneuplotes crassus, 2075 nucleotides long. The record is from the annotation of a GenBank genome assembly. NCBI's taxonomy places the organism in Eukaryota, Ciliophora, Spirotrichea, Euplotida, Euplotidae.